Parnassius mnemosyne (clouded apollo) is the source of this 1614-nucleotide messenger RNA. The record is from the annotation of a GenBank genome assembly. Lineage: Eukaryota; Metazoa; Arthropoda; Insecta; Lepidoptera; Papilionidae.
AUGGCUCGACGCGCGUAUCUCUGUCUCGGAGUUUUAUUGUUCGUCUACUUUGUAAGCGGACAAGAAGAAGAUGCUGGAGGUGAUGAUUUAAGCCCUGAACAGCUUUGCGAAGGUCGCCCUGCGGACGAAUACUUCCGGCUUACUACUGAAAAUGAUUGUCGAGAUGUUGUCAGGUGCGACAAAGGUGCUGAAAACGGCGUAACAAGACUCGCUUCAGUACGGUGUCCAAUCAGCCUAGCCUUCGAUAUUGAGCGCCAGACCUGUGAUUGGAAAACACAUGUUAAGAAUUGCGAUAAAAUAGAAAAACCAAGAAAGGUCAUGCCUAUACUGAAAACGGAUGAACCCAUAUGUCCUGAGGGAAAUCUUGCUUGUGGUAAUGGCGAUUGUAUUGAAAAAGCCUUAUUCUGUAACGGAAAACCCGACUGCAAAGAUGAGUCUGAUGAAAAUGCUUGCACCGUUGACCUCGACCCAAACAGAGCUCCUGACUGCGAUACUACUCAGUGUACUCUACCAGACUGCUUUUGCUCAGCUGAUGGAACUCGUAUCCCCGGUGGACUAGAACCAAAUCAAGUACCUCAAAUGAUAACUAUUACCUUCAAUGGUGCUGUUAAUGUUGAUAAUAUCGACUUAUAUGACCAAAUCUUUAAUGGAAACCGUCAAAAUCCAAAUGGAUGCCAAAUUCGUGGUACCUUCUUUAUUUCUCACAAAUACACCAACUACGCUGCAGUUCAAGAAUUGCACCGUAAGGGCCACGAAAUUGCUGUAUUCUCAAUAACUCACAAAGAUGACCCUCUUUACUGGUCUGGAGGAAGCUAUGAUGAUUGGCUUGCUGAAAUGGCCGGAGCUCGUUUAAUUGCUGAACGUUUCGCAAAUAUCACCGAUGCCUCUAUUAUUGGUGUUCGUGCUCCAUACUUACGUGUUGGCGGUAACAAGCAAUUUGAGAUGAUGGCCGAUCAAUACUUCGUUUACGACGCUUCAAUAACUGCUCCUCUUGGUCGUGUUCCUAUCUGGCCUUACACGCUGUACUUCCGAAUGCCUCACAAAUGCAACGGUAACGCCCACAACUGCCCAUCAAGGAGCCAUCCAGUUUGGGAAAUGGUUAUGAACGAAUUGGACAGGAGGGACGAUCCUACUUUCGAUGAAUCUUUACCUGGUUGUCAUGUAGUUGACUCGUGCUCUAACAUCCAAACCGGUGAGCAGUUCGCGCGUCUCCUACGUCAAAACUUCAACCGCCACUACACAACCAACCGUGCCCCCCUUGGUCUGCAUUUCCAUGCUUCUUGGCUUAAAUCUAAAAAGGAAUUCAGAGACGAACUGAUCAAAUUCAUUGAAGAAAUGUUAGGAAAGAAUGACGUCUAUUUCACCUCUUUAAUACAAGUAAUACAAUGGAUGCAAAACCCAACAGAAUUAUCAUUGCUUAGGGACUUCCAGGAAUGGAAACAAGACAAAUGUGACGUGAAAGGUCAACCAUUCUGUUCGUUGCCAAAUGCAUGUCCCUUGACUACUCGGGAACUCCCAGGAGAGACACUGCGACUAUUCACUUGCAUGGAAUGCCCAAAUAAUUAUCCAUGGAUUUUAGACCCCACAGGAGAGGGAUUCAGCGCUAAGAAGUGA